Molecule: messenger RNA, 1381 nt
Organism: Brachypodium distachyon (stiff brome)
Lineage: Eukaryota; Viridiplantae; Streptophyta; Magnoliopsida; Poales; Poaceae
Product: pectate lyase
Exons: 3
Coding region: 69-1217 (382 amino acids)
Molecular function (GO): pectate lyase activity
Source: RefSeq, a predicted model, not a curated record
GCUAAAUUCCAAAGUAGCUCUCUAUAUGUAGCAUCAUCUCAGCAUCAGCAUCUUCAUUCAGGCCAACAAUGACGAUUCUCUUCUUACUAUUCUUCUUCACAACCAUCUUAUCAAUCUCUUCCACUUCGUCGUCACAGAUCAACGCCUCCAACACAACAACAUUACACCGACGCCUAACGUUGUUUGGGAGCUGUGGCACGGGCAACCCGGUGGACGACUGCUGGCGCAGCGACCCUCGCUGGGCCGACAACCGGCGCCGCCUCGCGGACUGCGGCAUCGGCUUCGGCCGCAACGCGAUCGGCGGCAAGAACGGGCCGACAUACGUCGUCACGGACCCCAGCGACGACGAUCCGUCAAGCCCAGCUCCCGGCACGCUCCGCUACGGGCUCACCCAGGAUGGGCCUCUGUGGAUCGUCUUCGCGCACGACAUGACGAUCCGGCCCAAGCAUGAGCUCGUCGUGGGCUCCCACAAGACCGUGGACGGCCGCGGGGCCCAGGUCGUCGUGGGCGAGGGCGGCGCGUGCUUCGCGGUGGACGGCGCCAGCAACGUGAUCAUCCACGGCGUCACGAUCCGCGGCUGCAGGCCCAAGCCCAGGGGCCCGCGUGGCAGGUCGGAGUCGGACGGCGACGGCGUGAGCGUCUGCGAGGCCAGGGACGUGUGGAUCGACCGCUGCAGCUUCGAGGACUGCGCCGACGGGCUCGUCGACGUCACCAGGGCCUCCACGGGGGUCACCGUGUCCAACAGCCUCUUUACUAACCACGACAAGGCCAUGCUCCUCGGCCACAGCGACUCCUUCGACGACGACAGGGCCAUGAGGGUCACUGUCACGCUCAAUCGGUUUGGUCCAGGCCUUGUGCAGAGAAUGCCAAGGUGUCGGUAUGGGGUGUUCCACGUCGUCAACAACGAUUACGUAAAAUGGGGGAUGUAUGCCAUCGGUGGCAGUGCGUCGCCAAACAUCCUUAGCCUGGGCAACCGAUUCAGUGCUGGCCACAAUAAAGAAGUGACCAAACGCGAAGACGAUAUGGCGGAGAACGACUGGAGGAAUUGGAGGUGGAAGUCGGUAGGGGAUUUGAUGCUCAACGGUGCCUUCUUCACGGCAUCGGGCGGGCCGGGGCCUGAGGUUAACGCACCUAGUUUUGCAAAGUCCGCCUCUAUGGUCGAGCAGAUGACGGCCGAGGCAGGGGCUCUCUCCUGCAACAGGGAUUCUCUCUGCUAAAGACCGCUCCUCGAAUCCAUCGAUUGGCUCCUUCCUCUUGAUGUUAGGCAGGUCCAAUAAAAUUGGGUCGUUUUAUUACACUUCUGAACAUUUAUAACUUUAUAGUAGUACCACUAGCUGAUGGGGAACGUCAAUGUGGCAACUGGCACGUAGCCCGGCCGUUU